Molecule: messenger RNA, 1732 nt
Organism: Cuculus canorus (common cuckoo)
Lineage: Eukaryota; Metazoa; Chordata; Aves; Cuculiformes; Cuculidae
Product: protein FAM240B-like
Exons: 3
Coding region: 226-510 (94 amino acids)
Source: RefSeq, a predicted model, not a curated record
GCAGUGAAUUAGUGAUGUUGUGUCACAUUCCAUGGCUACCUUCCACCAACAGCAGUGGUGUUGAGUGUCUUAUUGAAUGAUAAGUGGAAAAAAUAAUUCUGCUGUUCAUCUAAACUAACUAUGGACUCAAUAGAUAUACUUAAGGACAAAUUACAAUGUUCCUGUCUCUUCCCUCCUCCCAUCUGCUAAUCACAUCCAGCAAGAAUAACUAACCUGUUUCUCCUUAUGAAAAUGAGCAAGCAUACCAACUCUAGAUGCCACAAGAUGGUUGGUCAUGAUGCAGAAGGGCUGAAGAACUUCUGGGAGAAAGUUAUCCAAGAGCAAACAAAGCAACGAGAAGGAGAAGAGUCUAGGUUAAGCAAAAGCGCCCUGAACAAACUCCGCCACGAAUGGACUCUGCGGCUCGAAGGCCAAGCAAGACAGGUCCAGGCACACACGAAAAUGCAGAAAGAACAGAUGACACUGCUGCCCAUCGAUGCUCUUUCCUCACCAGUUAAAACUGUUGCUUAAAUUACUGUGAAAACACAGAAAGCGUUGGGCCUGAUUCUUACCUUCUGCAUGUACCUAUAAACCAGCAGUUACACUGCUGAACAAGCAAAAGGUCAGAAUCUAGUCAGAGGACUUACUAGAGCUACUAAUAAAGUCCUGCUGAAAUUCAGUGCAAGAAUAAGGCCACAGUACAUAAACUUAGAAAAAAUGCAAAGGCAUAGAUGAGAAACAGACACUUGGAUUCACCAUGAUAUACUGUUUCUGUGAUGCAGCAGGAUUUUCUUAGGCAACUCUGCAUUUCCAAGUGGCAACAACAUAUUUCUAGGAAAGAGGAUUGCUUGUUUAACAGGAAUAAUACAUUCAGAUGCCUGCAUGCAAAAUUGUACAUUUCCAUUUACAGAGCUCACGGUCUAGCUUAGCGCAGAAAUAAGCUGUUCUGCCUGGUUUGAUGAGCCACAGUGAAGGGAGUUAAGGAUUAAUCUGAUCAGCUGAACAGAAAGUGAAAUAUGUUCUUUAAUGGAAUUAGGAAAAAAGAAUGAACUUUUCUGAUCUACAUAUAAAUGAAUUUAAAACUCUAAAUGAACAGAGGAAAUGAUUUUGAUUUUCACUGGGUAGGUAAGAAGACUACUGAGGUUAUUAUGAACUCAUCUGGGAAAUGUCAGAGAAAGUGAGUAUGAAAGAGAGUUUGGAAUAGAAGGGCAACUAAUCAUUUCAUCAUAACAGCACAAGAAUGUUCUGCAAGGUAUCACUUGCCAUAUCUGGUGUGCAUUAAUCCAAACAAUUGUUGCAUUUCAUAUUCUUCCAGGUCACGUGAAAUACAAGGAGGAAUAACUAAAUAUAGCACAAUAAAAGUAUACUUGAUAACUCAUAUGUCUCUAAAAAAUAUCUAAAAAUAUAUAUUUUUUAUGCAAACAUUCACUUAAUCUCUUCAGUUAAUUUCUUUGAUAUGCAAGAGAAGAGUAAUAAGUCUAAACAACUACUUUUCUUUAACAACACUUAAUCAGAUGGAAUUUUACCUUACAUCUUUGUUUACACUGUAAAAGUAGAUAGGAACAUAUUAGAUAAAUUUCAAAAUAAAACAAAAAUUAAGCCAUUUUGAUCUCACAGAAAUGUUUUUUUUAUCCUUGCCAAACAACAAUUCAUUAAAACACACAAUUUUACAGAAUGUUCCCACUUUCAUGUUGUGACAUUCUCCCAUAGAAAAAAAAAGUUAUCAUAAAAAUGUUGUCAUUCCAGGAAAGAU